ACAUCCCCAAAAUUGCUAUCACCUCUCACACCCAUGUCCUUAUGGUUUUUAUCCGGUUUUCUUUAAAUGGAGGUUGCACUUAACGUUGAGAAGGCUGGCAUCGGCAGUGCUGUAAAUUCAAUUUCUGUGGCACGGAGGUUAUAUGAGUCCCAUCUGCUUGACGCCUCCAGAAUUUGCACACAGAACAAUGCAUUCAACUUCUUAGGAUUACUGGACUCUACAUGGCACUCUCAACCCUGCAUGCUCGGCAUCGAUGAAGCAGGUCGUGGCCCCGUUUUAGGCCCCAUGGUCUACGCUUGCGUUUUAUGCCCAUUGGCGAAGUCCGAUUCCCUCAAAACUUUAGGUUUUGCAGAUUCCAAAGUGUUGUCCGAGCAACAACGAGAACGCUUGUUGACCGAAGUUGUCCUUAAAAACGAAUGGAUCAGUGGCGCUGUUCGUGUCAUCAGUCCUGUUUUCAUCAGCGACAAAAUGUUGGACAGGUAUAAAACGAACCUAAACACAAUAUCCCACGAUUCUGCAAUCGAACUGAUUCAAACUGUUUUGGCUAACGGGAUUCACCUGACCGAGGUGUUUGUCGACACUGUUGGAAAAGCCGAACACUACCAGGCCAAACUACAGGUUCUUUUUCCCACUCUGAAGGUGUGCGUGGAGACCAAAGCGGAUGAUACCUACCCGAUCGUCAGCGCUGCUAGUGUUCUUGCGAAGGUCACACGCGAUCGUCUUCUUCGAAUGUGGCCGAAGGAAGAACGCGGUCCUGUUGCUGAUGAUCUUCCGAUUGGGUCAGGCUAUCCAGGAGAUCCAUUGACAAAGAAGUAUCUCGAGAUGUGCGUCGAUCCGAUUUUCGGCUUCCCCUCACUUGUCCGAUCCAGUUGGUCCACAGCAGCAAACUUGCUUACCAAGCAUGGCAUUGCUGUUUCCUGGGAGGAUGAUGAGGAUGAAGAGCACUCCGCCCCAACUAAGCGUCCGGCAAAAAAGCUAGCCACAGGCUCGGGAAAAUUGUCGGAGUACUUCACGCCCACUCCCCUUGCCCACAGAAGAUAUGCCGUAAGACGAGCUUACUUUGUACGGUCUUCUAUGACCCACGUUGACUCCCUGUGUUGAUUAAUCGCUCCCUUACCAAUGUGCGGCUCUUGUCUUUUUCCCACUCUAUGUACCAAAAUCGCGUACCUACCUCAGCCUGCUGUUUUAUUAUAUAAUAACUCAUACAUCUUGAUCG
Molecule: messenger RNA, 1216 nt
Organism: Dicrocoelium dendriticum
Lineage: Eukaryota; Metazoa; Platyhelminthes; Trematoda; Plagiorchiida; Dicrocoeliidae
Source: the annotation of a GenBank genome assembly